Messenger RNA from Rotaria sp. Silwood2, 786 nucleotides. NCBI's taxonomy places the organism in Eukaryota, Metazoa, Rotifera, Eurotatoria, Philodinida, Philodinidae. The record is from the annotation of a GenBank genome assembly.
AUGACAGGUAAACUUUUUAUUAUUUCACCAAAAUUACCACGGCCACAUAAUCCAUUCGAAGCGUCGAUCGAUGAAGAACAUUUUCCAAGACAAUCUGAUUCGCAUUCUGAACCAAACACUCCAAUUAGUCAACAAACAAAAUCUUCAAGUGAUAAUAAAUUAUCAAAAAUUAAAAGAAAUGCUUCUGUACGUAUAAAUCCACCAAAGCCUAUAGCUGAUAAUUCAUUAGAUUGGGAUGAUGACGAUCAACAAUUUGAUCAUCGUGCAACACUUAAUCGACGUCAAAAAUAUAAAGAAACAAUUGCUCGUGCUAAAAAAAAUCUAUUACAAAAUACAACCGUUUCUUCUAUUGUUUCAGCACCGAUCAUUGAAUUAACUGCCGGAUUAGUAACAUCAACUGCAGUUGAUCAUACAAUAUCUCUAAAACGAUAUGACAGUACAGAUUCAGAUGAUAGUCAAGGUCAAACUUUACUUCAUCUUGCUGCUAGACUUGGACAUGAAGAAAUAAUGCGUAUCUUGAUCAGUGAAACAUCACAUGUUAAUAUGUUACUAAACACACGAGGACAAACACCAUUACUUUGUGCAAUUGAAUCUGAAUCAACAUCAACAGCAACAUUAUUAAUGGAACAUGAUCCAUUAUCAUUAACAUGUAAAGAUAAUAUUGGUUCGAGUGUAUUUCAUUAUGCAACUGAACAAUGUAAUUAUAUUGUUUUAUGUCGAGCUAUUUCAUUACUUAAACAACUUAGUUCAAGUACAACUCGAUUAAUUAAUUCAGCCCAAUUCUAA